Messenger RNA from Naegleria lovaniensis, 1563 nucleotides. RefSeq lists its product as uncharacterized. The record is from RefSeq and is a predicted model, not a curated record. The transcript has a single exon. Bases 1 to 1563 code for a protein of 520 amino acids. NCBI's taxonomy places the organism in Eukaryota, Heterolobosea, Eutetramitea, Acrasida, Naegleriidae.
AUGCUCAACACUACCCACCGUUGCUCUUUCACAAGCGUUGCGUGCUUGGCCCUCUCACUCACGCUUCUCUUGUUGAUGAUGCAUUCUUCCUCUCCAACAAUAGUGAAUGAUCAGCAAUUUGGAGAAAUGAUUUCUGUUCAAGACCGUAGCAGAUUUUAUUUCAAUGUCUUCCAAGACGAUGAUUUGUUACUCAUUUUCAAUGAAACACAUGCUGCAUCUGAUGAAUUUGCUCCUUUUAAAUUUACUGCUUUUGAAUUGAAUACUGAAAAGUAUGAUGCUUAUCCAUCUCCUCAAAAUUCACAAUAUCCCUCUCAGCAAUUAUUGGCCGUGUUUCAAAUUUUCCUUCAAAGUUUUGAUCCAGCCAACGAAAAUACAAUCCAGAGUGAGCAAAUCAAUGCUCAUCCAGUGAAUAUUGAAUUGAAGUGUUUAUACCGAAUCCAAGAAGGUCUUGUCAAUAUUUACAGAGAUUCUAUUCAAAUGGCUUAUUUCAAUGGCUCUCAAUUUGUUGAUACUUUCACACAUGACACUGAUCGACUCGAAUUUACAAAUUUACAAAUUGGCAAUGUGUUAACCUUUGGGUUAUUUGCAACUUCAUUUCAACCUCAAUUUGGUGAGAAUAUUUUGGUUCAAUAUCAAAGCAAAUUUAAAUUUUCUCUUCCUCCAUCCGAGUUGGCGCAAUCAUGGGAACUUGCAUUGCCAAGUAAUAACAUCAAUCCUUCUUAUUUUGCAUUACAAUUAGAGACACCGACUCUGGACAAAGUUCCACAAGGUUAUGUACUUGUUACAGCUGUGAAAUAUGUGCCUUCACAACCAUCUCCUAUUAUUGAUUUAUGGGAUUGGAGGUUUAAUUAUAACACUCAAUUAGGAUUUCAAGAUGUUUUGACCAAGAAGAUGGCAGCCAUUGAUCCUUCCACAUUAUCGUGUGCCUGUGGUCAGGAAGGUAAACCAAUCUCUGUUUCUACCACUGCAAUUACUUUAAGCAAUACUACUAUUUAUUGUUUGAUGGGAAAUUUAUGUCAAGUGAUAGCCAUUGUUGCCAAACCUUCAUCUGUUAAUGAUAUUUCGAUUGCUUCCUCACAACAAGAAAUGAAAGUUCAAGAUGGGUCUCUUUCAUAUUUAAAGGGAAUGAAUUAUUACAAGUUGAAAGUCGGUGCAAAAUCGAAUGUUGCAAUUUCCAUACAAUCCAAGUCCUCUCCUAAUGGAAAACUUUAUAUUCGAAAAGACGAGAUUCCAUCCCCCAACAGUGCAGAUGAUUUCCUUACUUUCAACAACAAUUUCCAAAAGUCACUUGUCAUUUCUAAUGAUCAGAACAAUGAGGUUGUGUAUUACGUUGCUGUGGAGCAUGUCGUAGAGUCCCCACAAGAUCAUUUUGACUACACCAUUGGAGCUUAUUCCAUCACAGGAAAUAGCAACAACUCUAAUGGACAAUUAAGCGAUGCUCAAAGUAUUGGAAUUGCUUUUGGAAUUACAGUGUGUUCCAUGCUGGUAGUUUUUGCUUUGGUGAUUGCACUUCUUGUUUAUUGUUUGAGAAGACCAAGAAAGAGUCAUUACAUUAACAUGUAG